AUGACGAUCACGCUCCACGAAGUUGCUUUCAUCAUGGGGUUGCGGGUGGACGGACCGUUAGUGGCAGAAGUUUCCCAAUCAUUAGAGUAUUCCCAAAGUCUUGCAUCUCUGUUGGGGCUCGGGGUGAUGACUACGACUGUCAUGUUUCGAAAUAAGGGAAUUAAUUGGACAAAGGUGCAAGAGCUCUUGAGCAAGCCAUCUGCCACGGACGAGAAGAAGAUGCAAGGAUAUCUGAUGUUUCUACUGGGGUCGGUUUUGUUUGUAGACAAAACAUUUUCGAUGAUGAAGCCGUGGUGGAUUCAUUAUACGAAUGAUAUCGAUGGAGUCGGCCAAUAUUCGUGGGCUGCGGCGUGCUUAGCAAACAUGUACCGACAAUUGGGUAUUGCUACUCGCGUUGGAAUGAACGGACUUUGUGGGUGCCAGAUUCUCCUUCUGUGUUGGAUAUUUGAGUAUUUUCCUUGCUUUUUCAACCAAAGGUUUCCCCGACAUAUACAGAGUUCGAGCCUCGGUGCAGAAAGUGGGUCUCUGGCGGUUGUUGUAGGCAGAAAUUGCAGUAUUAUCGGAAGCAGCUCGACGAAAUGUCAGAAAGAGAUGUUCACUGGACACCAUGCGAGCAAAUUGUCUUUGUUCGCGUGA
This is a messenger RNA of Erythranthe guttata (spotted monkey flower), 636 nucleotides long. NCBI's taxonomy places the organism in Eukaryota, Viridiplantae, Streptophyta, Magnoliopsida, Lamiales, Phrymaceae. The record is from RefSeq and is a predicted model, not a curated record.